ACAUCAAACAAACAAACCCCUCCAUUGCAUUAUUCUCUUUCUCACACACACACUCUCUCUCUCUCUCUCACACACACACCUACACCAACACUCUCCAUCAUAUCUAAUCUCAAAUCUACCUAUUCCUAUCUAUCUGAACAGAGCAGAGGAGAGAGAAACACACUCGCAACACAAAAGGGUCUGUGUUUGUUCUCUUGAAAAGUCCAGCUUCCACCUCUAGGGUUCCUUUGCUUCCAAUUUUUGCAUAAAAAUAUUAUUUUUAUAUUAUUUUUCUCAAAAAAGCAACACACCCUUUUCCUUACCGAUCUUGUCCUCUUUCUCUUUCUUGCCGUAUGUUCAUGUUUUUCUGGGCAUGAAGCUUUUUCUGGGAGAUUAAGAUAAGGAAAAGUUGAGAAUUUUGAUAACCAGCAGCUGAAUUUACAGAACUAAAUUAUAGCUUCCUUCAUCACGUUGUCCAACAGCUUAUUCAGGAGCAAGGGAAGAGGCAGUUUACAAAUGGGUUACUUGUGUGAUUUUUGUGGAGACCAGAGGUCUUUGGUGUACUGCCGCUCUGAUGCUGCGUGUUUAUGUUUGUCGUGUGAUCGAAAUGUUCAUUCUGCUAAUGCCCUUUCUCGGCGUCAUUCGAGAACCCUCUUAUGCGAGAGAUGUAAUUCACAACCUGCAUUUGUGAGGUGUGUUGAAGAGAAAAUUUCACUUUGUCAGAAUUGUGAUUGGUUGGGUCAUGGUACCUCACCGUCUUCGGCACACAAGAGGCAAACAAUCAAUUGCUACAACGGCUGCCCUUCGGCUGCAGAAUUUUCUUCAAUAUGGUCCUUUUUCUUAGAUAUCCCUUCCAUGGGUGAAGCAUGUGAGCAGGAACUAGGUUUGAUGAGCAUUAAUGAGAACAGUAAUAAGAGUGCUUGGGUUCCUCCAGAAGGCCAGAAUGUGUCUGGUUCAGCUCAAGUGGCUGAUCUUCCCAGCAAGGAUAAGUCUUGUGCUGGCACAUCUUCAAUGCCUGAGUUGAGCUCAGAACCCCGUAUUCUGGAUCAGCCGCCUGGACCAGCAAAUGAAUGUGUGCCCAAGUUGUACUGUCCUGGUAAGAAAGUUUCUGGAAUAUGUGAAGAUGAUGAUCUAUAUGAUGAUUUUGCCAUGGAUGAAGUGGAUCUAGAACUUGAGCACUAUGAGGAACUUUUUGGUAUGGCUCUCACUCACUCUGAAGAGCUUUUUGAAAACGGUGGAAUUGAUAGCUUAUUUGAGACAAAGGACAUGUCUGCUAGUGCUGGUGAUUCCCAUUGUCAGGGUGCUGUUGCUGCUGAGGGGUCAUCUGCUGGAUUGGUCAAUGCUAUGCAACCAGCCUGCAGCAAUGCAGCAUCCGCAGAUUCAAUGUUGAGUACAAAAACUGAACCAAUUGUUUGUUUUACGGCAAGGCAAUCUCAAUCAAACAUUUCAUUUUCUGGUGUUACCAAAGAUAGUGCUGGUGACUAUCAAGAAGACUGUGGUGCUUCUUCAAUGCUUCUCAUGGGAGAGCCUCCCUGGUGUCCUCCUUGCCCCGAGAGUUCUCUGCAAUCUGCUAACCGCAGCAAUGCUGUCAUGCGCUAUAAGGAAAAGAAAAAGACCCGGAAGUUCGAGAAGAAAGUAAGGUAUGCCUCUCGCAAGGCUAGGGCCGACGUCCGAAAGCGUGUGAAGGGCCGGUUUGUUAAAGCCGGUGAAGUCUAUGACUAUGACCCUUUGAGCCAAACCAGAAGCUGCUGAGUGUACAACUUUUAACCAUGUCCUAUAAAAGGAAAGAAACACUCGUAUAGUUGCAAAAGAAAAAGUAACUCUUACCUGAAAAAAUGGAUGAAAUUUGAUGCAUUGUUUCUCAAUGCAAUGACAAGCUGUCUGAUUUUAUCACAGGGCCAUAAGGGGAAGAAGGUUGUAAUCAGGCCCUAUCCAAAUGAAUUGACAGUGUAAGCUCAGGAGCACAUUGUGUGUCCUUCACUGCAAUGGACACAUCCCAGGUGACAUGAAAGAAUCACAAAUUGCCCCCCUUCAGGCAAUGUUUCAUGAGAUUUGCUUAACAUCAUGCCAAAUCCUGCUUCUUAAUUCUAAUCUAAUGCAACAUUCUUUUUUAAGUCCUUUGAUCUUGCUCAUAGUUACUUUGUCAUAUUUUAUGUCAACUCCUCACUGAUCCUAAGUCACAUGUACAAGUGCCUAUGAUAAGUGGCUCAAUUUGAUAAUCCUAGACAAUCUACACUGUUGUAGGCUGUAAUAUUUUGUCCCUCACUCUUUGCCAUGUAUAGUGCAUAAUUGCCCAACAGUUCCUUAGGUAUGACAAAUUGUAAAUUGAAUUCCAAGGUUAUUUAUGUAUAGAAUAGUAGGAUGCUAUUAUGUUGAUGGUCCCAAACAUUCUGUAUUGGACAUGUAUCAUGUAUCCAUAAAAGUUUUGUUUGUAUUUUAUUGAGUGCCAUGGAUUCACUUCAAUUACAUGGCGUUUUUACUUCAA
Cajanus cajan (pigeon pea) is the source of this 2464-nucleotide messenger RNA. Its product is annotated as zinc finger protein CONSTANS-LIKE 9. The record is from RefSeq and is a predicted model, not a curated record. NCBI's taxonomy places the organism in Eukaryota, Viridiplantae, Streptophyta, Magnoliopsida, Fabales, Fabaceae. Gene Ontology annotation, molecular function: protein binding; zinc ion binding.